This is a messenger RNA of Cantharellus anzutake, 1641 nucleotides long. RefSeq names its product APC amino acid permease. Gene Ontology annotation, biological process: transmembrane transport. NCBI's taxonomy places the organism in Eukaryota, Fungi, Basidiomycota, Agaricomycetes, Cantharellales, Hydnaceae. Bases 1 to 1641 code for a protein of 546 amino acids. Gene Ontology annotation, molecular function: transmembrane transporter activity. The transcript has 15 exons. Gene Ontology annotation, cellular component: membrane. The record is from RefSeq and is a predicted model, not a curated record.
AUGGCACCAUCUACCCCGCACCCCCGCAUCCUCACAAAUCGUGCUAAUUUGGACGACGAUGAUGCUCUCAGAGCUGUCGGUUAUGUCCCAUCAUUCAAGCGGGAGUUCACAAAUUUGGAUACCAUCUCCUUCGCCUUCAGCAUCAUGGGCGUGUGCUCAUCGAUCGCCAUGACAUUCAACACUCCACUCACCUUAGGAGGUCCGGCAGCAGCACAAUGGUGCUGGCUAAUUGGAGGAUUCAUGUGUUUUACGCUUGGCACGUCAAUUGCAGAAUUAGUCAGUGCGUUCCCAACCGCGGGCGGACUCUAUACCGCUUCUGCUCGCUUAGUUCCACCGAAGCACCGGGCACUCGUUGGUUGGAUCGUUGGAUGGCUGAAUAUGCUGGGCCAAGUCGCGGGUGUAUCGUCUACGGAGUUCGGCUUGUCCCAGAUGAUCUGGGCAGCUGUUGUCGUCGCUAAAGAUGGUAACUACACCGUCACACCAGGAAAGAUCGUCUCCCUUUUCGUCGCGUUGCUUAUUCUACACGGAAUUCUCAACUCGGUUGCGACCAAAUACCUCGCCCGUUUCACUAAAGGUUUCGUCUUCAUCAACCUUGGUGCUACCAUUCUCAUCACCAUCGUCCUGCUCGCAUGCACUGGAGCAAACAAUAUGCACUCAGCCGCGUACGUAUUUGGCUCCGAGGGAAUCAUCAAUGGUACCAGUUCGAAUGGGGGUGUUAGUAAGUGGAAUGACGGAAUCGCCUUUUUGUUUGGGUUGUUGAGUGUGCAGUGGACUGUGAGAGCAUCUACUUAUGCGACGGCACACAUUUCCGAGGAAGUUCGGCGCGCGGCUGUUGCAGCGCCUACGGCCAUCUUUGUUGCAGUCAUCGGUACUGGUAUCUUCGGCUGGCUCCUCAAUAUCGCUCUCGUUCUCUGCUCUGGACCCCUCGAAGAUUUGCCAGGCCCAACAGGUCUUGCGUUCAUACAAAUCAUGUGGAUACGAAUCGGCAAGUCUGGGACCCUCUUUCUCUGGGCAUUCGUAUGCCUUACGGCGUUCUUCGUCGUUCAAACUGCCCUUCAAGCUUGUUCGAGAACGUUCUAUGCUUUCUCACGAGACAAUGGUUUUCCCGACAAGGGCUUUUUCGGAAGGAUGAACCAGACAACCAAGACACCUAUCUUUGCUGUUUGGCUGACUGUUUUUCUAUCCGCUCUUCCGGGCUUGCUGGAUCUCGUGAGUUCAACGGCAGCAGCUGCCAUAUUCGCCCUCACUGCCGUCGCGCUGGACACUUCGUACAUCAUCCCUAUUGCUUGUCGUCGUAUCUUUCGCAAUCAUCCUGAAGUAAACUUCACACCUGGCCCAUUCUAUCUCGGAGAAGGUUGGCUUGGUUGGUUGGUUAAUGUCAACUGCAUCUUAUGGGUCUCGUUUGUAACCGUCAUUCUGUCUCUUCCCACCGUUCUUCCGAUCACAAAGGACAACUUCAACUAUGCGUCGGUCAUCACUGGUGCUGUCAUCAUAUCCUCUUUCGUCUGGUACAUCUUUGGUGGGCGUCUUCACUACAAAGGGCCUACUGGUAACCUGAGUGGGAUUGAGGUUCACCAUCCUCCACGCUCAUACUCCGCCGCUGACUUGGGCGACAAUAAGAAGCCUAGUGUGGAGGUGUAA